AUGGUUAUGAAGGCUACUACUAUAAUGGCAAUCAUGUUUGCCAAUGAAGGGGGAAAACCCCUUGACUGGCAAGACAUUAUAGGCAUCAUUACUUUGCUUCUCAUCAAUUUAACAACUAAUUUCAUUAAGGAAAACAAUGUAGGUAAUGUUGCAGUCGCUCUCAUGGAUCAUCUUGCUCUAAAGAAAAGGUGCUUCGAGAUGGCAGGUGAAACAAGCAAGAGGCACUCGAUCUUGGUUUCACGUGAUAUUAUAAGUAUUAAACUUAAAGAUAUAAUACCAGCAGAUGCUCAUCUUCUUGAGGGGGAACCAACAAAAAUCAAUCAAAAAUCACUCAUGUUCGAUGAAUCUGGAAAUCUCUCGUGUUCGAUGAAUCUAAAAUCUGGAAAUCGACUCCUCCAUGAAUUUGGAAAUCACUUGCAAAGAAGGUCAUGA
Molecule: messenger RNA, 432 nt
Organism: Prosopis cineraria
Lineage: Eukaryota; Viridiplantae; Streptophyta; Magnoliopsida; Fabales; Fabaceae
Product: plasma membrane ATPase 1-like
Exons: 4
Coding region: 1-432 (143 amino acids)
Biological process (GO): regulation of intracellular pH; proton transmembrane transport
Cellular component (GO): plasma membrane
Molecular function (GO): P-type proton-exporting transporter activity
Source: RefSeq, a predicted model, not a curated record